This is a messenger RNA of Helianthus annuus (common sunflower), 1467 nucleotides long. RefSeq names its product protein NYNRIN-like. The record is from RefSeq and is a predicted model, not a curated record. The coding region runs from base 1 to 1467 and encodes 488 amino acids. The transcript has 2 exons. Gene Ontology annotation, biological process: DNA integration. Gene Ontology annotation, molecular function: RNA-DNA hybrid ribonuclease activity; nucleic acid binding. NCBI's taxonomy places the organism in Eukaryota, Viridiplantae, Streptophyta, Magnoliopsida, Asterales, Asteraceae.
AUGCGGUUUGAUUUUGAGUGCUCCAACAAUGAAGCAGAGUACGAAGCGCUAUUAGCGGGCCUGAGAAUGGCCCAGUCCAUGGGAGCAACACGGGUCGACGCAUACGUUGACUCUCUGCUGGUCAAUAAUCAGGUGAAUGAGACCUGUGAAGCCAAGGACGAGACAAUGGCAAAAUACUUGGCUAAAACCAAGGAACUCAUUGCUUCAUUCGACAACGUUACACUCAAUCACAUCCAUCGGGGAAGAAACCAAAUAGCUGAUGCCCUAAGCAAGCUAGCUACUUCUGGCAUGGAAAAAGAGGUGAAGGUGGAAACGCUCCAGUCACCUUCCAUAGAGUUCCGGGAAGUAUUCGCUGUUACAGCGGAAGAACCCUACUGGAAGUCAUAUUUGGGACCACUAUUACGGUGUGUAUCCCCCGCGGAAGCCAUGUACUUAAUCCAAGAAAUACACGCCGGACCCCGGGCAAUUGUCGACAAAAUCCAAAACGCUGGAUACUAUUGGCCUGGGAUGCAUGAAGACGCGGUAGACGAACUCAGAAAGUGCCGCAGCUUUCAAAAAUUUGCCCCACAACCACUCCGCCCUAAAAACAACUUGAUUCCCGUUACGGCGGCCUGGCCUUUUCAAAAAUGGGCAGUUGAUAUUGUGGGACCAAUCUCGCUAGCCCCAGGGAAGCUAAAGUACUUAAUUGUGGCAAUCGACUAUUUCACCAAGUGGGUCGAAGCAAAGCCUCUUGCCAAGAUAACUGCUGAAAAUGCCAAGAAAUUCCUGUGGGAACACAUAGAAUGCCGAUUUGGAUUGCCGCUGUAUCUUGUGAGCGACAAUGGAACACAAUUCAUAGAGAGGGUCCUACAAGAUUGGUGUGCAGAACUUCAGAUUCAACAAAUCUUUACAUCGGUCGCGCAUCCCCAAGGAAACGGCCAAGUGGAGCGUGCAAAUAGGAGUCUGCUGGAUGGAAUCAAAAGAAGGUUAGGCUACGAGGGAAGCUCUUGGGUAGAAGAAUGGCCAAACGUCCUUUGGGCACAUCGAACCAUGCCCAAGACAAGCAACAAUGAAACCCCCUUCAGCCUAACCUAUGGCACAGAGGCCACGAUACUAACGGAAGUUGGGCUACCUUCGCUAAGACGCCUAACAACUGAGGAUGAUAAUGACAGGCUCCUAUGGGAAGGCCUGGACCUCCUUGAAGAACGACGCGAAGCAGCCGCCAUCAGCGAGGCAAAAUACAAGAAAACCUUAGAAAGGUACUAUAACCAACGCGUGGCUCAGCAAACUUUCAAGGAGGGAGAGUAUGUCAUGCGAGAUAACGAGUCCAGUAGAGUCGAACCUUCAAGCAAGCUGGGACCCAACUGGGAAGGCCCUUACAUAAUCCAAGAAGACUUAGGUAAAUGGGCGUACCGCCUAUCCAAGCUCGAUGGCACAGCGAUUCCACGUAGCUGGAACGUUGCUCAGUUGAAGAAAUGUUACAUGUAG